Salvelinus namaycush (lake trout) is the source of this 1801-nucleotide messenger RNA. Its product is annotated as N-chimaerin-like. The transcript is spliced from 7 exons. Gene Ontology annotation, biological process: positive regulation of GTPase activity; signal transduction. Lineage: Eukaryota; Metazoa; Chordata; Actinopteri; Salmoniformes; Salmonidae. Gene Ontology annotation, molecular function: GTPase activator activity. The record is from RefSeq and is a predicted model, not a curated record. Bases 11 to 1018 code for a protein of 335 amino acids.
GAGUGUCAGAAUGCCAUCCAGGGAGUCUUACGAGGUCCGGAAGGGAGAGAAGUCUUUGGUGCACAAGGCAAAGCAGGAGGCCAACCAGCAGGACAUACUGGCUGCUGCUCUGGGGAUGAGGAUCUCAGGACCCCAGAAACCUCCAGCCACUAUUUGGCAGCCUCUCAAACUGUUUGCCUAUUCACAGCUCACCUCGCUGGUCCGCAAAGCCGCACUGAAGGAUAACAGCCUGCCGCCCAAGUACGAGAAAGUCCACAACUUCAAGGUCCACACGUUCCGGGGACCUCACUGGUGUGAAUACUGUGCCAACUUCAUGUGGGGGCUGACGGCUCAGGGAGUCAAAUGUGCAGAUUGUGGCCUGAAUGUCCACAAGCAGUGCUCCACUAUGGUACCCUGCAACUGCGUGCCAGACCUGAAACACAUCAAGAAAGUAUACAGCUGUGAGCUCACAACUCUGGUGAAAGCUCAUAACACCAAGCGACCCAUGGUGGUAGACAUGUGCAUACAGGAAAUCGAAUCAAGAGGGCUGAAGUCUGAAGGGCUCUACAGAAUAUCUGGAUUCAGCGAUUCAGUCGAAGAUGUCAAGUCGACAUUUGACAGAGAUGGUGAGAAGACAGACAUCUCUGCCAAUGCCUAUGAAGAUAUCAACAUCAUCACGGGAGCACUUAAACUGUACCUCAGGGAUUUACCCAUUCCUGUCAUCUCAUACGACGCCUACCCCAGGUUCAUCGAGACUGCAAAGCUGGAAGACCCAGAGAAGCGGCUAAAGGCCUUCCGUGAGGCUCUGGAACUGUUGCCUGCAGCACACAGUGAAACCCUGAGGUACCUCAUGGCCCAUUUAAAGAGGGUAACGUUGAAUGAGAAGGACAACCUGAUGAAUGCAGAGAACCUGGGCAUUAUUUUUGGACCCACUCUCCUGCGUGCCCCCAACCUGGACGCCAUGACGGCACUCAACGACAUCCGCUACCAACCGCAGGUGGUGGAGUUCCUCAUCAAAAAUGAAGACAUCCUCUUCUGAAAACACACACAUCCAUCCUGCUAAGAUAAGGAAGACAUCCUCUUCUGAAAACACACAUCCAUCCUGCUAAGAUAAGGAAGACAUCCAUUCUGCUAAGAUAAGGAAGACAUCCUCUUCUGAAAAACAGACACAUCCAUUCUGCUAAGAUAAGGAAGACAUCCUCUUCUGAAAAACAGACACAUCCAUUCUGCUAAGAUAAGGAAGACAUCCUCUUCUGAAAACAGACACAUCCAUUCUGCUAAGAUAAGGAAGGAAAGAGACAGAUUUUUUGUAAAACAGCUUGAUGCUGUCUAAACACUUUUUGUGCAAAGACUUGAAGGAACUUUUCUAUUGCAUUUGUAUUACAUAUGAAUCUUUGUAAUUACAUUUGUGAUACAUCCGUUUCCACUCCCAGUUAAGCAAUGCUGAACCUUACUUUUUCUUCCCCUGUAAUGGGUGUGGAUGGUGAUGUACCUUAAACUUGCAUGUCUGUCUCCCCAUUUUUGUCGGGGCUUGUGUAGAACACUGAUGGACCAGACUUGGCCAUGUCUUUAUUUUGUGUAGCUUUGUAGCGGUAACCUAGCAUGCGAUAAAUAUUGUGAAACAUUAACCAGGUUUCCAUCCAACCUUUUAAUGCGUGUAACGUACAUGUCGGAUAAAACAUUUAAUGACAGGCCUGAUGGAAACAGAUCAUUUGUCGGUAAACUUGCCAAAUGUCAACAAAACAAAAUACGCUAGACAAGGUGGGACCUUUUCGUGUCGGUAAAAUUAAUUAUGUGAGAAAUGUUGGUGGAAACAAUUUUA